UGUGGGGGGCAGCAAUGCACUAAACCGUGCCUCGUCUGCUGGAAACAAGAAGAAGAAGAAGAAGAAGAAGAAGAACAACCGCCCAAUCUGGUUCGUCGGUUGUGGUCGGCCAGUGAAACCAAAGAAGAAGAGUGCGAGGAGGGCAAUUUAAAAGAGAAACCAUUAUAACCGUCUUGAAAUCCCCGGAUAAUAAACACGUUUAACGUUGGGUCGUCUUCAGAGAGCGACUUUGAUUGUUCUCUUUAAGAGCGGAACUGGUGUUUCUAAGGAUAGUUUCCGACCGGACUAAACCAGGAUGAGUUCCUCCUCCUUCCUCUCUCCUCCCCCCUCUCCUCACCCUGCCCCCCUUCCCCUUUCCUCCUCCUCUCACAUUUGCUGUCCUGAGCUUGACCUGUCCGUCACACUCGGCUCGGCUCCCAAGACCAGCCACACCCACUUUAAGCCCAGCUCCCUGAAGAUUGGUCCGCAAAGUGACCAAUCGCAGCUGAAGCCCCGGCCCCAGACGGGAAGAGGGGCGAACACACAGGUGUUUUUUGAGGAGCCGGUGGAUGUCACGGUAACCAGCAGAGACGCGCCACCUAAGGAGCCAAUCAGAGGUCAGAGGAGGAGCAGAGGAUGUCACCACGCCCCCAGACAACGGUUAGAGUCCCGUGGCGCAGUAUCCAAUCAAGAUCCAGGCUGUCUCGAGAGGGUGGGACUAAACACCACUCUGGCUCUGAAGGCGGAACUUCAGUCGCUGCAGGGGGCUGAGUUUAACUCCCAGAAGGCCAUGCAGGAGACUCUCCGGAGGUCAGAGAGGACCAAAACCCUGAUCAACACCAGAGCUACUGAAGAAGUGAAUGUCUCUCGCUCUCAGGUUCUCUUCACUUCGUUGGUCUGUGUCGAUGUGCAGGAAGAUCAGCUGAUCAGCCAGAUGCUGCCACAUAGGCUGCAGCCAUCCCGCCAUGGCAACAAGGUAGCAGACGGGCCCUCUCUUCUCCUCUUCAUGACCUCUGAUCACCUGAGACAAAAGCCUGUCCCACUAGAGGAGGAGCCUGUCAACUACAAGCCCCGCCCAUUGACAUACCCCGCCUGCUCUACCUUUGACCUCCACAGAAGAGAGAGAUGCUGAGAGGCCAUGCCUAGACACACAGGACAGCUCUGACUGGCAGGAGAUACUGAGAUCCUAUUUUUUUAAAUUAUUAAUAUAAACUGAAAUCUUUUUUUUAGCUACUUUUUAGUUUUUCCAAUAAAGUCUUUUCAAACACAG
Cyclopterus lumpus (lumpfish) is the source of this 1249-nucleotide messenger RNA. RefSeq names its product protein phosphatase 1, regulatory subunit 35 (gene ppp1r35). The transcript has 6 exons. Gene Ontology annotation, biological process: negative regulation of phosphatase activity. The record is from RefSeq and is a predicted model, not a curated record. Bases 296 to 1111 code for a protein of 271 amino acids. Gene Ontology annotation, molecular function: phosphatase binding. NCBI's taxonomy places the organism in Eukaryota, Metazoa, Chordata, Actinopteri, Perciformes, Cyclopteridae.